UUACCGCCAAAAUCCAAAGUUUGACUGCUUCCAACGUUUCAGAAAUGGAAGACCUCACGUCAGCUUAACUGAUGAUGCCCACUUCCCACUCUUCUCUCUCCCACUCUAUUGCCACCUAACUAAAACUUACUCAAGAAUCUGCUCUAUAUAUACACACACUCAUGCACAGUCUGCUGUCAAAGAGAGAGAAUUCAUCACUCCUACACUUGUAUCUCUACAAUGGCUUCUGCAGCAGCUGCCUCAAAACACUUCAACAAUGUGUUCUUCUCCGCUGUUCUUGCAGCCGCCAUGGGGCCAGUGCUCAUCUCUGGCUUCCAGUUUCAGGUUGGAGAAGUGAGAGGGUGGACGAUACCAACCGGAAAGGAGCCGGAGACAUAUAAUGAAUGGGCUGCCAAGAACAGAUUCCAUAUUGGAGAUACACUUUAUUUCAAGUACCAAAAGGACUCAGUUCUGGUAGUGACCUCUGCUGAUUACUCAAAAUGCAGCACAUCAAAUCCCAUUUCCAAGUAUGAAGAUGGAAACACGGUUUUUCAGUUGGAUCGACCUGGGUUCUUCUACUUCAUCAGUGGGCAGCCUGGUCACUGCAAGUUAGGGCAGAGGGUUAUAGUUCGUGUGAUGCAUCCGUCCGAAGUUGAGGCUCCGGAGCUCGCACCAUCACCGGGCAGUGAUGGAGGACCGGUUGGAGAUAGCGGCUGGGAAUCAUAUGAUUGGGGCACGUUGGGUGUUAAUUCCACCACAAAGCUCUUUGUUGUUUCCUACUUUAUAACUGCUUUUGUGGGCCUUUUUGUCGUGCUCUAUAUUUCCGUGUUGGAUUUUAGCUAGGAAUUUGGAUCAUUGUUUAGUUAUACUUAGAUUAUGUUACUUUUGGCGUUUGGUUCUUGACAUUUUUGCUUGUAAUUGGUUUGAUGUUGGGUUUUUCUAAUUUUGAUGAUUUUAUG
Sesamum indicum (sesame) is the source of this 938-nucleotide messenger RNA. RefSeq names its product early nodulin-like protein 6. Gene Ontology annotation, cellular component: plasma membrane. Gene Ontology annotation, molecular function: electron transfer activity. Lineage: Eukaryota; Viridiplantae; Streptophyta; Magnoliopsida; Lamiales; Pedaliaceae. The record is from RefSeq and is a predicted model, not a curated record.